AUGAGGAAAACCUCCGAGGAUUGUCUCACUUUGUCUCCAGACUGGAAAGUAGAAGAUGAGGACAUCACACAGUAUAGUCCAGGAGAAAACCCGGCUCCCUCCAAUGUCCAUCCGGCACCACCCAGUGUAGAUGGACCAUCGGAUUCCUCGUAUCCUGAGGAACCUCAGACUGUGCGGGACCGGGCCGGCCUUCCAACAGGGAAGAUCUUCUCCUGUACUGAGUGCGGGAAGGGUUUCUGUUCUAAAUCCAAACUUAAUGUGCAUAAAAGAUCUCACACAGGGGAGAAGCCGUAUUCCUGUCCUGAUGUGGGAAAUGUUUUUCAGAGAAGUCCAUUCUUCAUAAACAUCAGAGAUCUCACACGGGGGGACAAGCCGUAUUCCUGUCCUGAGUGUGGAAAAUGUUUUUCAGAGAAGUCCAGUCUUCAUAAACAUCAAAGAUCUCACACGGGGGAGAAGCCAUAUUCUUGUCCUGAGUGCGGGAAAUGUUUUUCACAGAAGUUCAGUCUUCAUGAACAUCAGAGAUCUCACACAGGGGACAAGCCGUAUUCCUGUCCUGAGUGUGGGAAAUGUUUUUCACAGAAGUCCAAUCUUCACACACAUCAGAGAUCUCACACAGGGGAAAAGCCAUAUUCCUGUCCUGAGUGUGGGAAAUGUUUUACACGGAAAUCCUAUCUUUCACACACACAUCAAAGAUCUCACACGGGGGAGAAGCCGUAUUCCUGUUCUGAGUGUGGAAAAGGUUUUUUCAGAGAUGUCCUGUCUUCAUAA
Staurois parvus is the source of this 768-nucleotide messenger RNA. The record is from the annotation of a GenBank genome assembly. NCBI's taxonomy places the organism in Eukaryota, Metazoa, Chordata, Amphibia, Anura, Ranidae.